UCUUCGACCCGUCGACCCCGAACACACAAAAGAAAAAAAAAAUUUAUAUGAGACCAGGUCUCACGAUUAGCAGAUGAGACCCGUCCUGAUGGAUGACACGUGACAUUUACAAAUCAGAGAGCAUCUAAUCUCUCCCUGAUUUCAAGUGUCACAGUCCUUCUCGACCCACAGCUCCGGCCGGCAGCCAUGGAGGAGUACCUGGCAAACAUGAGGACCCUACGCAGCUACAUGAACGAUCUGGAAGAGGAGGCAGCGAAGCGGUCAGCAGAGGAGCAGAGGCAGCGCACGGCCAUAGAUGCUCACGACAGCGACAUCGCCUUAGUGAGGGCGCAGGCGAAACAGGUGAGCGACGAGGCCGAGCACCUUGCCAAGGCGAGGGCGCAUGUCUGUGUGGAGAUGGCCGAGAAGCAGGGUAGGAUCGCCUCACUGGAGGUCGUGGGUGCCACGCUGAAGCAGACGUUAGACCUCCUCCAGCUGGAAAUCACAAGUACAUCUGCAAAACUCGGCCAGAAAAGAUUAUUUUACACGAAGACAAUGGAAACUUUGAGUGUCAAACUACAAGAGCAUCAGGGAUGGCUUGAUUCAGAUAAGAAUAAGAUGGUUGCAAUAGAACCAUUUGCUGAAGCACCUAUGAACAAGCAGAACAUUUUUGAAGGGAAGAGGUAUGAAGUGCUCAACUUAGGAGGGAGCAUAGACAAGGAAUCUGACGUUGGGAAGAAGCUACUGGAUAUCAAAGCAAAAGGAUCACAGCUCCUCUUAGAAAUCAGCGAAUGUAAGCAGACCCUUGAGCAGGAGAGCAACAUAACUGCUAGCUUCCCUGCUGCAGUGCAGGAGAUGGAUAAGAAGUCCUUGGAGGAAGAAUACAAAGCUCUACAAGGUGAUGGAGCUGGAGAAGCCGAGUACUUCCAGUCUCUUGAAGAACGAAUCAUUAAAAUGAAGGGAGUUUCUGAUCCUAUUAAAUGCUGUUGCGGACUGGAGUACAAUGUAGAACUAGGCGGGGAGUCCAUGGGUGUAAGAUAAACUCAGAUGCAGAUUACCACAGGUUCAGUGCGUUUAAAGUAUGUAUAUGCGCAGCUGCCGUAGGCUGCGCUUGGGAGACCGGUUUAUAUUUUCCACCUGUAUUAAUCUACAAGGGCAUUUUCCUGUGCACACCUGAGAUACAAGUGUAACGAAAACACGAUUGUAAAAUUUUGGAUUUUUGCUUGGAUAGCAUCGUAUUUAGCCCGUCA
This is a messenger RNA of Aegilops tauschii subsp. strangulata, 1229 nucleotides long. RefSeq lists its product as uncharacterized. Lineage: Eukaryota; Viridiplantae; Streptophyta; Magnoliopsida; Poales; Poaceae. The record is from RefSeq and is a predicted model, not a curated record.